AGGAUUAUCAAUCGGCAUCCCGUCGCACAAGGGCCACCCCCCAGCCAUUUCUUCCAUGAUACACCUGCAUUGAAUAUCGUAUUAACAUGGCUCCGCCUCUGAACUUGCUAAUCCGCGCCCUUGUGGCCUUCGAGGACGUGAUUAUCCGCCAGAUCCUUAGAAGUCCCGGCUUCCAUCGCGGCGUCGGCCGAAUCCACCGGUAUGUCGACGAGAAGCGGAAUGGGCCUAUGCCGCAUGAGCCGCUACGGCAAGGACAGGCAACUGCGAAUCCUGAAGACCGAGGCUUUUUGCAAUACUUCAUCGAGGAGCUGAAGAAUCAGUUCCGAGGGACGACAAAUCCGCCCCCGCCGGGGCCGCCGAAGCGAUGAAUGAUUCGAUUCAAGAGGGCAUACACUGCCGCGUGUUGAAAAUAUCUUCACGAGACAGAAGUGCAUACUGUAAUCUGGUCUGGUUUGGCGUCCGCGUGCAGACCAACCUGGCGCCGGCAUCACGUUAUGAAAAAGCUACCAGACGAAGUCCCUGAAGCGAAGGAUAUAGCGAUGCCUAUGCGUUUCAUUGAUUGGGCCAUAGAGGCGGCCCGGAACUCUACUCAACAAUCACCUAUUAUGAUACACGGACCUUAGGAUAGCCAGCGAUAUCGGGACACCUAACUUUUAGGAUUACUGGGAGAGCAUUACGCCGAGCCCGCGAGGCGCCGUCAGAUUCUACCCAAUGACGUGGGUCAACAUGAUGGCUAGAGGUUGGCAGACCCCAAAGAAUUCAUCACGCCAGCUCAUGAGGGCCGAAGAAAGGGUAUGAGAAAAGCUGCCCGCUGUGUGCUCAGAUCACAACGGCUCGGCGCUUUCAGUGCGGGGCCGGCAAAUCGGGUCGAUCAGCGUGCCGGGAGCCGUCCAAAAUAUGAGCUGCGAAGUGUAUUCGUCUGAUGUUGACGAACUGCCCCCAUGACUCGGAAGGAACCGAGCAGCUCGCAGAUAUCCAUCUCCCCUCCUAGGCGAAUAAUUGCCUUUUGGAGAUACGUAGUAGCGAAUAGCAUGAUGAUCCGAAGAAAGGAAAACAAGCUUUCCAGAUCCGGG
Messenger RNA from Colletotrichum scovillei, 1073 nucleotides. RefSeq lists its product as uncharacterized. NCBI's taxonomy places the organism in Eukaryota, Fungi, Ascomycota, Sordariomycetes, Glomerellales, Glomerellaceae. The transcript is spliced from 3 exons. The coding region runs from base 87 to 368 and encodes 93 amino acids. The record is from RefSeq and is a predicted model, not a curated record.